AUGCUCGGGUCCCACUGGCCGGUCCUGCUGUUGGCAGCGAGUCCCGUCGUCCUGGCUCGUGAGCACAUCCCUCGGACGCUCCAUGCUCGUCAGGACGACUCGCUUCUGAGCCAGAUCUGGACGUCGCUCGAGAUCAUUGCUUCGAACGCGGUUACUUGCCCAGCGAGCUGUGCUGGCUGGCUCCUCUCUUCAGCCGAGUGCGGCUUCGAGAUCGCGGCGACGUUCUCGCUCGAGACGACCAUUUCCUGCCUGUGCGAAGACAUCGGCGACGACUUGCGCGACUGCGCAACUUGCGUAGCAGCCGACAGCUCGUCGAGCGCAGACGCAAAAUCAGCUGCGGCCGGAGUCGCAGACUUAUUCGACCAAGGCUGCGGUAUGAUUGGACACACGCGCUCGUCUAGCGCAGUCGCCGCCUCGAAGACGAGCCUUGCCGCACCUUCGACCUCUUCGACCUCUUCGGCUACUCGUCCGGCUACGACGAUGCAGGCGACCAUAGAGACCGCGCUGCCCAACGAGGCAAUCACCCUCGGCACCGAUUCAAACGGCUUCACCUACCUCAGCACGAUCAGCUACAGCAUCAGCUACGACACCCCGCUCCAAGUACAGUCAAUCAUCUCUCAAGCAUCCGCUUCUUCCGUCUCGGUGGCUUCUGCCUACAACAGUUCUCUCGCUGCCGCCCUUGCCAGCUCGAUCGCCGCUUCGUACGCUCGCGCAGCAGCCAGCUACACGGUCGGCACGACCGUCCAAGGACAGCAAACCGAGACAGUCUUCACGGCGGCGGGACCGGCCAACACGGGGACGAGCGCAGCGUCGUCGGGCCACAGUUCGGGCGGAAAAGGAGUCGCUGGCUGGCGCGCUGGCUGGACUGGCGCUUUUGCGGGAGUCGCGGUGGUUCUCUAUCUCCUGUAG
Rhodotorula toruloides NP11 is the source of this 909-nucleotide messenger RNA. RefSeq lists its product as uncharacterized. The record is from RefSeq and is a predicted model, not a curated record. The transcript has 6 exons. Bases 1 to 909 code for a protein of 302 amino acids. Lineage: Eukaryota; Fungi; Basidiomycota; Microbotryomycetes; Sporidiobolales; Sporidiobolaceae.